Molecule: messenger RNA, 1353 nt
Organism: Theileria orientalis strain Shintoku
Lineage: Eukaryota; Apicomplexa; Aconoidasida; Piroplasmida; Theileriidae
Exons: 5
Coding region: 1-1353 (450 amino acids)
Source: RefSeq, a predicted model, not a curated record
AUGGACGUGGAAGUAGGCACUAGUAUCCAAAGUGAGGAGAGCGUAGAGCUAAAACUGGAGAAACUGAAUGAUUCGACAGAUUAUGAGCUUGAAAAUGUGGAGGACUUAGAAUAUUGUGGUAAUUUGGUGGACGGUAAUCGCAUUGACUUUAAUAACCUGACGCCCAUGUACUCAGAGCAGGGAAGCGGGUCUGUGGACACACAAGACACAGAUUUAAACUCAUAUUUGGGCAAAGAAGGUGAGGAAGUGAAAGAUGACUCGAAGUGUGAAACGAGCACUGAGCAAGUGGAGGAGCCUUCGAAUAAAGAAGAGUCGCCACGAUCAGACAAGAACGAUAAGUUAGACGAGAAAAACGAAGAUCUGCCUGAAGGAUGGGUGAGGUGCGGAAAAGGCCUGAGAAUGGACUUCCCAAACACACCGAAAAAUGAAUCAGAAAAGAACGUUGAAAGUAAAAAUCUGUUUAUUAAUUUUACAGAAGGAGGGAGCGUGAUAAAGACGGAAAAGUCGUUACAAAGCGCACUAAUGAAUUUAGACAGAAAGGCAGUAAGGGAGUUGAAGGGAAGCCUUGUUGCAAUAAAGGCAUCAAAGGCUUCAACGGACAGGCUGUACAACCAGUCGGCGAGGCUGAAUUUAACAACAAACAAUGGCUACGCCGAGAGAACUAACACAGUGGAAUUUAGAAAAAACAGCCACUUAUACGCUAUCGUCAUUCCAGUUGUGAACCACUUAAAAUUACUCUUUAGAACGCCCAGGAGAAACAACACAUACUCAGCGGGGCUAACAGAGCUUGACAUGUUGAGGGCUCAACACAAAAAGGAGCUUGAGCAGACAAAGCAGACGUUAUUGGCCCAUUUUAGAGACUUGGUGGAAUUAUCUAAUGACCUCUUUAGAAAGUACCGAGAGUUAGCCGUGGAUGCCAUAAAUGCUGCAAGAAAUGAGCAGAAGAAAUGCCAAGAGGAGUGCAAGCAGGCAUACUCGACAGCUUAUAACGCCUGCUUGAAGUACGAAAAGGAUCUAAAAAACACAAUAAGGUUUGCGCUCAAGGAGUACAAGAACAGCAACAAGCAGAGCUACGAUGCAGUGGUGUACGACAAGAACGAGUGCCUAAGAAAGUACGAGAACGCGAGCAGAACUAAAGAAGCUGCCGCCCUAAGCAGCCAUAAGAUGCUCAGGGAGGAUCUGUCCCAUGAUUACCAAAUUGACGAGAAGCUGCUUGUCAACUUCGAGCCAAAGGUCGUCGAUCGACUCGACAGCGUUUUAAACCAGCUGAGCCUGUACCUCGAGGAAAACUACAACUUAAACCACAAAGACUCUCUAGAAUUUGUCAAAUCAGUAAUUUCUCAUAAUUUAUAG